Penicillium macrosclerotiorum is the source of this 1386-nucleotide messenger RNA. RefSeq names its product 1,3-beta-glucanosyltransferase gel1 (gene gel1). Gene Ontology annotation, cellular component: fungal-type cell wall; cytoplasm. Bases 1 to 1386 code for a protein of 461 amino acids. The transcript has a single exon. The record is from RefSeq and is a predicted model, not a curated record. Gene Ontology annotation, biological process: fungal-type cell wall (1->3)-beta-D-glucan biosynthetic process. Gene Ontology annotation, molecular function: 1,3-beta-glucanosyltransferase activity. Lineage: Eukaryota; Fungi; Ascomycota; Eurotiomycetes; Eurotiales; Aspergillaceae.
AUGAAGGCCGUCGCCUCCCUGGCAACUGCCAUCACCCUGGGUGCCCAGGCUGUUCUGGGUGCUCCCUCCAGCACGCUUACUGCGGAGAAGCGUGCCACCAGUGUCACCCCCAUCACCGUCAAGGGCAAUGCCUUCUUCAAGGGCGAUGACCGCUUCUACAUUCGCGGUGUCGACUACCAGCCCGGUGGUUCCUCCAAGCUCGCCGACCCCAUCGCCGACAAGGAAGGCUGCAUGCGUGAUAUCAAGAAAUUCAAGGACCUGGGCCUCAACACAAUCCGUGUGUACUCUGUCGAUAACUCCCAGGACCACGAUGACUGCAUGAACGCCCUGGCCGAGGCCGGCAUCUACCUCGUCCUCGAUGUCAACACUCCCAAGUACUCGAUCAACCGUGCGGAUCCCGAAAUCUCAUACAACGACGUCUACCUGGAGUACAUCUUCGGUACCGUUGAAAAGUUUGCCAAGUACAGCAACACCCUGGCCUUCUUCUCCGGCAACGAGGUCAUCAACGAUGGUCCCUCCUCCAAGGCCGCCCCCUACGUCAAGGCUGUCACUCGUGAUCUGCGCUCUUACCUGAAGUCCAACGGUCACCGUCAGAUCCCAGUUGGCUAUUCCGCUGCCGAUAUCGACACCAACCGUCUUGAGAUGGCCGAGUACAUGAACUGCGGUACGGAUGACGAGCGUUCGGACUUCUUCGCCUUCAACGAUUACUCGUGGUGUGACCCCUCAUCCUUUACCAUCUCCGGCUGGGACCAGAAGGUCAAGAACUUCACCGGCUACGGUCUUCCCCUGUUCCUUUCUGAGUAUGGUUGUAACACCAACACCCGCAAGUUCGAGGAGGUCAGCGCCCUGUAUUCCACCAAGAUGACCGGUGUCUACUCCGGUGGUCUCGUGUACGAGUACUCUCAGGAGAGCAGCAACUACGGCCUCGUCAAGAUUAGCGGCGACUCUGUCACUACCCUGGAUGACUAUGAUGCCCUCAAGUCCGCCUACGACGAGACCGCCAACCCCAGCGGCGAUGGCAACUACAACAGCACCGGUGGUGCCAACGGCUGCCCCAAGAAGGCCGCUCCCAACUGGGAUGUUGAUGGCGAUGCCCUCCCCGAGAUGCCCACCCCCGCCCAGAAGUACCUGAAGGAGACUGUCAGCACCUUCCCUGGCUUCAGCGGCAAGGGUAGCCAGAACGCCGGUACCCAGUCCACUGCGACUGCCACUUCUGGUUCCGGCAGUGCUGGCAGCCCUGGCAGCACCAGCGGCAGCAGCGCCGGUACCACCUCUUCGGGUGCCGCUGCCAGCUUGAAGCCCUUCAGCUUCAGCAUGGCCCCCGUCGCUGUCGGCUUGGCGACCUUGGUGUCUUCGCUGUUCGGUGCCACCGUCAUCCUUCUGUAA